Messenger RNA from Chelonus insularis, 964 nucleotides. It is a transcript of the gene red, whose product is annotated as LysM peptidoglycan-binding domain-containing protein red. Lineage: Eukaryota; Metazoa; Arthropoda; Insecta; Hymenoptera; Braconidae. The coding region runs from base 159 to 854 and encodes 231 amino acids. The record is from RefSeq and is a predicted model, not a curated record. The transcript has 3 exons.
UUUGAAACCUUUCUAAAGAUGUCUUGAAGUGGUCACAUGCAAGUUCAACCGAUAAAAAUGAUCCAGUGGUUUGACUUGUCGAAGACAAUAGUGAACAAAAAAUUAAUUAGUCAAACAUAGUUUAUAUUUAAAUAAAUAUUAGUUUAACUAGGUUAAUAAUGGAUCAAAGUACGUACCGAGAAAUGGAGGAACGAAGAUCUAUACGUGACAUUAGUAAAAACUUAAAAAAAUACGGUAGUACUUCUAAGCACGUAAUUCGUAAUGAUAAUUUAAUAAAACACUUCGUUAGUAAAACGGACACACUUCCAGGAAUUGCUUUAAAAUAUGGGACAACGACUGAACAAAUUAGGAGAAUAAACAGAUUAUGGGCAUCAGAUAGUUUAUUUUUACGUGAAUAUUUACUAGUUCCUGUAAUUAAUAAUUCAACAGCAACAACGUCUCAACAAAAUAAUGAGACUGACAAUUCUGUUGAAGCUAAUACUUGCUCAGACCCAAGUGCUUCAGCAAUGUCUUUAUCAAUGAAUGACGACGGUUCAAUCGAUAAUUUUUUAGCUAGGAUGGAUUCUUCAAUAGCUACUGUCAAAAAAGAUAUUCAAAAAACCCAGGGAAAUAGUGCAUUUUGUCGAGAUGAUGACAUAUUUGUUCAAAGAAGGCCGAAAGACCGUCUACGUCACUCACAUCCCCAAUCAUCACCAUUGUUUUCAUCAUUAUCAUCACAUACAGGACCAGUUAAGUCUUCAUCAGAAGAUGAUGUUCAUGAUCUUCCAUCCGCAGUUGUUAUGACGCAUGGAAAAAAAUUAAAAACUUCGCUCCAGAAACUUCAGCAACAACAAGAUGAAAUAUUUCAAUUGUAGCGAAGAUUGUAAAUUAUGUAAAUGGCAAAUUUAUAUUUUAAGGAUAAUUUUACGCAACAAAUAGAACAAAAAAUUAUUGAGAGUAUUAUUAUUAUUAUUAUCUUGGAGAU